Messenger RNA from Hyaloscypha bicolor E, 1107 nucleotides. RefSeq lists its product as uncharacterized. The record is from RefSeq and is a predicted model, not a curated record. The transcript has 2 exons. NCBI's taxonomy places the organism in Eukaryota, Fungi, Ascomycota, Leotiomycetes, Helotiales, Hyaloscyphaceae. The coding region runs from base 1 to 1107 and encodes 368 amino acids.
AUGUUUAAAUGGCAUGUUCAUUCGGCAAUUGGCCGUGGUAGGCCUGUGGCACAUGACUUUUCUAGAGUCGCGGAUGGAAUUGCAGCUUCAUUGAGGCAAUUUUCCAUUUCGGUAUCAAAGCGAGCGGAAGAAGAUGAUGGCCCUCAAAUAUCACGGUCCCAAAGAUCAGCAGAGGCCGUCAAAGAGGUGUCUGAUAUCGCAUCCGAUCUGGCCUCAACACCAACCCGUGGUGUCGAUGCUCGUUCCCUAGCUGCAAAACCACCGCAAGGACUCAAAAUCACGAGAGUUUUUGAAGACUCCAAGCCGAGAGGAGAAGGAGUAGGCUAUCGUGGCCGAGGCCGUGGUGAUUUUCGUGGGGGGGCGCGUGGUGGAUUCCGUGGAGGUACUCGUGGAGGGAUGCGUGGCCGAGGCGGUCCAGGGGGACGGGGAGCAGGACGUGGUCGUGGUCGUGGUCGAGGGCGAGGCGGAAAGAAAGCGAAAGCUCAGAAUAAGGAAGACUUGGAGGAUUUCGUAUUGCCACCUAUGACACUAGCAGAGCUUGCACAUCAAGCUGGAAGUGAACAAGGGUUUUUAAGGCCUUAUGAACCCACUCUCACGGCAGAGUCCUUGGGCAGGCACGGCCCACCUGUCAUUUCGAGUCCGAGGGGGGUCGUGGAGUCGAUCGUGUACAAGAUGCAAGUUGCUACGAGCUUCCCGGGGGCUCAGUUCGACCAUGGCAGAUACCAUCUUCAGAGAGUCGAGCAUGGACCCGGUACUUUGUUUGAAAACGAUGAACAGAGGGCGAUCAUCGAAGCGUACAGUCAACAGAUAGGAAUGGAGCAGGCGCAGGAUAUGGGUGUACCUUACGAGCCAGAACUGAACGAAUUUGGAAAACUCUCCGAGAAGGGCCAAGCCAGAGCGAUGAAGGAGUGGGUUGCAGGGCAGUAUGUUUUCCCAAAGCCGGCAGAAGAGGGAGAUGUAUUGGGUCAGGUGGCAGGGUAUGCAAGAAGGAACGAGACGUAUCUCCCUGAUGAUACAAGGAAGUUUCAAGAGAAGCUCAGAUCACUCUUGCCAGCAAGGAAGCCAACAGCCAAGCCCAGGGCGGGGCCUGGUAGGCCUUCUCUAUGA